UUGUAAUUUCAGUUCAAGAUUCAUAAUUUACCUAUUCCAUAUUAUCCUUGCAUCUCUAAAUUUAUAAAUAUUUAUUUAGUGAAUAAAAAGAACGAAAAGUUUUGAAAAUGAUAAAACCUUUGGAAAAAGUUGGAUUCUUGGAACUUCACACCGCUGGGUUUAUUAUUGGCGUACUAGGAGUGAUUGGAAGCGUUUUCCUUUUUUGCAUAGGUGCUGUUUAUGUGGCAGCAGAAAAUGGCGAAGAGUCACGAUCAUAUGACCAAUUCGAAGCUGUUACAACCAUAACCGGCGGUGUCUUCAUGGGUGUUAGCAUCUUGCUUGUUGUGAUAUCAGGCUUACUCAUAUACGGAAUAAAGCAGAACCGACAUUCUAUGUUGUUGCCCUGGUUGGUGAUAUCUACUCUUGGCGUUGUACUCAGCUGUUUCCAAUUGUUGAUAUGCUUGUGGGACUUUGUUGCUCUUUCACACAACUUCUUAAUCUUCUUGCUCCAAGUAUUUUUUACCGGUCUGAAUAUCUACAUUUAUUAUGUAAUAUUCUCGCUAUACACACAUAUGAAAAUGGAUUGCGGAAACGGUCGCGUAUUGACUCCGCCUCCAGCAGCAGCAGUAUCAUUGCAACAAACUGAUCCUCCCGCAUAUUCCCCCAACGCCGAAUAUCCCACCAACGCCGCAUAUCCCACCAAUGCCGUAUAUCCUCCCAUCGCAUAUCCAACUACCUACCCCACCUAUAAUAAGGUAUAA
Molecule: messenger RNA, 740 nt
Organism: Drosophila albomicans
Lineage: Eukaryota; Metazoa; Arthropoda; Insecta; Diptera; Drosophilidae
Exons: 4
Coding region: 108-740 (210 amino acids)
Source: RefSeq, a predicted model, not a curated record